UAAUGAAUUUUAUUGAAGGCCCAUGUCUGAUUCUGGUCCAAUAGGCCCAAAAAGCUUCACCCUUUUCAAGGUUUCAGUCUCUGGAAUUGGAACUGAUUCUGAUUGAAUUUGGGAUUAGGGUUUAAGGGUUUUUGGGAAAUGGAGGCCAGGAAGCUUUUGAAAGACAAGAAAUUCUGGAUUGCAUCAUUCCUGAUUGGAUGGGCUGCUGCUCUUCAGGGGCACAUGAUGUGGCUGCAGAGACAAGACUCCUUCAAGGAGAAGUUUGGGGAUCUCAGUGAAGCCAAUACCAAUGAUGCUGAUAAUUAGCUUCUAAGCUUUGAGCCAUUACCAUCAGAAUUGUAUGUAAACAAUUCCCAAGUUCUGUUCUUUUCAAUCUGUGUGAUUGGUUUCUGAGUUGCAUUGUGUAAUUGGGAGGGAGUAGUCUGAUUUUAGUUGUGAAGUUUUAGUUUGUGGAGGUAUCCACUGUGAUGUAGAAAUAAAAGUUGUGGGUGUAUAAACUAUAAAGGGAAACAAAGCUGCAUAUUGACAGGAAAAUUGUGCCUGCUGCAACUUUUGCAAAACUGAUCACGGAUUCUGUUACUAUAGUGAUAGUAUUUGUGUACUUUAGUGUUACUGCUUGGCACUAUUUUGAAUUUUAUUGAAGCAAUUCAUGUAACUGUCUACUUCUA
This is a messenger RNA of Rosa rugosa (rugosa rose), 668 nucleotides long. RefSeq lists its product as uncharacterized. The record is from RefSeq and is a predicted model, not a curated record. The coding region runs from base 139 to 306 and encodes 55 amino acids. The transcript has 2 exons. NCBI's taxonomy places the organism in Eukaryota, Viridiplantae, Streptophyta, Magnoliopsida, Rosales, Rosaceae.